AUGGCGCUGCCCCUCAACGGCACAGGGAUCAACGUGUCUCACCUCUCCCCGGAUGCCCACCCUGGCGUUGGCCAGUUCUCACUGGGGGCCGUCUUGGGUCUGGGAGUGCUGGUGGCCGCCCUCAUCCUCUUCACCAUCGUUGGGAAUAUCCUGGUGAUCAUCGCCGUGCUGACCAGCAGAGCCCUGAGUCCACCUCAGAACCUCUUCCUGGUCUCCUUGGCCAUUGCUGACAUCCUCGUGGCGACCCUGGUCAUGCCCUUCUCUCUGGCCAACGAGCUCAUGGGCUACUGGUAUUUUGGGACCGUGUGGUGUGACAUCUAUUUGGCUUUGGACGUCCUCUUCUGCACUUCGUCUAUCGUGCACCUCUGCGCCAUAAGCCUCGACAGGUACUGGUCCGUGACCAAAGCGGUGGAGUACAAUCUCAAACGGACACCCAAGAGGAUUAAGUGCGUCCUAGUGGUGGUGUGGCUCAUCUCAGCCAUGAUCUCCUUCCCCCCUCUGAUCUCCAUGGAGAGGGAGCCUGAGGGUGAGACGCACUCCGUCUGCAAACUCAACGACGAGACCUGGUACAUCCUGCUCUCCUGCGUGGGCUCCUUUUUCGCCCCGUGUCUCAUCAUGAUCUUGGUGUACGUGAGGAUCUACCAGGUGGCCAAGCGCAGGACCAGGAGCUCGUCGGUGAGGCGGGGAGGAGCCGAGGGCUCCCCCCAGCACGAGGAUGGGGCGGGCAGAGGAGCGGCCAUCGGAGCCGACGAGGAGAAGGAGAACGGCCAUUGCCCCGGUGGCCGGGAAGUGGCCGGGACCGAGCCGGAGGACGCGGAGCCGGAGGAGAGCUCCACCUCGGAGGGCAAGGGACGGGAGAAGGACCGGGCAGCGGGAGGCGGAGGGGGCAGUGGGGAAAGCGGAAGGGCCUCCGCUUCCCAGAAGGGGGAGGAGGAGGAGGAGGAGGAGGAGGUUUGCAAAAGAGACUCGCGUCCCAAGAGGUCCAGUCGGCGGUCCCACUUCAGCAACAAAUCCUUCAGGUUUUCCACGCGGAGGAAGCGGAGGAGCAGCCGCGCCUCAAGGAGUAAGGCGUCCCAGGCGCGGGAGAAGAGGUUCACCUUCGUGUUGGCUGUGGUCAUGGGAGCCUUCGUGCUGUGCUGGUUCCCCUUCUUCUUCAGCUACAGCCUGUACGGGCUGUGCCGCGAGGCCUGCGAGGCCCCCGAGCCGCUGUUCAAGUUCUUCUUCUGGAUCGGCUACUGCAACAGCUCUCUCAACCCCGUCAUCUACACCAUCUUCAACCAGGACUUCAGGCGCGCUUUCAGGAACAUCGUCUGCCACCGCAGGAAACAGACGUUUUAAUCAGUAUUUGCCUCUCUUUCGACCCCCACUCCCCUCCUUUCCCCUCU
Molecule: messenger RNA, 1385 nt
Organism: Callorhinchus milii (elephant shark)
Lineage: Eukaryota; Metazoa; Chordata; Chondrichthyes; Chimaeriformes; Callorhinchidae
Gene: adra2c
Product: adrenoceptor alpha 2C
Exons: 1
Coding region: 1-1338 (445 amino acids)
Biological process (GO): regulation of vasoconstriction; platelet activation; adenylate cyclase-activating adrenergic receptor signaling pathway
Cellular component (GO): membrane
Molecular function (GO): alpha2-adrenergic receptor activity
Source: RefSeq, a predicted model, not a curated record